AAAAAGGAGAAUCACUGUCCGAAAAUAUGCAAUUAGAGAUCGCAAUUGGUAGUUUUUCAUAGAUACAGUGACCGAACAAGAACAGCUCUCUUUCUCUCUCUAUACCUACCUCUAUGUCUUUCUCUCUCUAGAAAAGCUGGGAGCAGAGCAGAUUCCAAUUCCCGUCCAGACCCAAAGCCCAACCUUUCUAUUUCGAACGGUUCUCUUCUUCUUCCGUCUUCUUCUUCUUCUUCUUCUUCUUCUCAGGAAAGAUCUGAACUCAUCAAUGUCUCUGUCAAGUCAAUCCCCAGAGCAGCACGACAGAUCCUGAGUCAUGGCUCCAAAUGCGGGUUGCCCUUUUGCCCUUGUGACCCGAACUUCUGUUCUUCGCUGCAAAGUUGGGUUCUUCUUCAUCAACUUAGUGUAGUCGGGUUGGGCUCGAUAUGAUUUCUGCUUGAGGUUCUUGGAUUCGUUAGGAUUCUUUCAUUGUUCUUUUUUUCGGAAGUUGAGUUCUUAGAUCGAGGACAUGUGGCGGCAGCAGUUCCAGAUUUAAGUUCAGUUAGAUUUGUGGCAGUUGUGUCACUGCUUAGUGGGAUGCAGCAUUCCGUGGAUCCGGGAGCUUGGAGAUAUUCGGUUUGAACUGGAAAGCAUUAAGUUUGCAAAGUAAUUAUAGGAGGAAAAUUGCAGUUUUAAUUUAUAUCGGCUAUUUUGAAGUUGUCGGCUGUCCUUGAUUCGUUCCUUCGGAAUUCAGAAGGUUGCAUAUUCUUGUUCACUGUAUUUGGGGUGAUUUAUGACCUAUGCAAACGAAGACUGCUCACUCGGGAGAAGAUUUUCGGUUAAAAGGGCAAGUUACGAUCGCUCAGCUCUCUGAAGGAACAUGGAUAUUGAAGCUAGUGAGUUUUGAUUAGGUGAUUGAUUUAUCACGAUGGCGUCUAUUAGGAGAACAUUAUCCCCUGUUCCUCGAGCCGGGAUUGCUCUCAAUGGGGAAGCCUGUAAUGUCUCUUCCCCUCUGUCAAGAUCAUCACUGAGCGCCUUGAACUAUCCUUCUUCAGGGGCAUUGCCAUCUUCACCAUUUGCUCCGCCUGAUAAGAGAUUGAAGCAAAAAUCACAGUAUUCUUGGAGGAGGGCAGUGUUUCACUUUUCCGUUUGCUUCAUGUUCGGGAUGUUCAUUGGAUGCACCCCGUUCGCCUCCUUGAACCUCUCGACGAAUAUAGCAUCCAGUAAGAACCAAGCUUUUAUGUCCGACGCAAAUACGACAUCACUAUCAUUAGAGAGUGAAGCUAGGAACGACCACGUGAUACUGGGUCCACAGUCAAAGGAGCAGGAGGGAGCAAAAGAUGUGACAGGUACUGAUGUGGAUUCAAAUGCGGAUGAUACUAGAUUGGUAAUGGAGAACAUCUUCGUGGAGGUUAAGAGCACUCUGAUUGUUGUGACUCCGACCCAAACUGGGCCCUUUCAGGCUUAUUACUUGAACCGAUUGGCAGGCACACUAAGGCUUGUUCCACCUCCUCUGCUAUGGGUGGUGGUGGAGAUGAAUGCCCAAUCCCCUGAGACUGCCGAUGUUUUGAGAAAAACUGGUGUUAUGUACAGACAUGUUGUGUGUGAUAAGAAUUUGACUGAUGUGAAAGAUAGGAGGAUCCACCGGAGAAAUGCAGCACUGUCUCAUAUCGCAGCACACCGACUUGAUGGGAUUGUCUAUUUUGCGGACGCAGAGAACAUUUACUCAGUAGAUCUUUUCGAGGAUAUGAGGAAGAUCAGGCGGUUUGGGGCGUGGGUUGUUGGCAAAGUAAGCGAGAGAAGAAAUCGGGCUAUGUUGGAGGGUCCAGUUUGUAACGGGACUCAGAUCGUUGGUUGGCACAUAGACAGAUCGAAGAGAUGGGCUCGCGCUCGGAGAUUUCAUGUGGGGAUGUCGGGGUUCGCAUUCAAUAGCACCAUUCUCUGGGAUCCAAAAAGAUGGCACCGGCCCACCCUUGAGCCCAUAAGGCAGCUUGAUAAUUUAAAAGAAGGAUUUCAGGUGACCGCAUUCGUCGAACAAAUCGUGGAAGAUGAGAGUCAGAUGGAAGGCUUACCCCCUGGUUGCUCGAGAGUCAUGGUAUGGGAAAUUCGUCAGGGAAACUCUCAUAGUUCCCUUUAUCCUAAGAGUUGGUUGAUGAAGAACAAUCUUGACAAUAUUGGCAGGCUCUCUUAGCUUUGUUGAUGGUUAUAGGAGUUCGUCUGGGCCAUGAAAGGUAAGUCGAAUAUUUUUUGUUUAUUUUAGGUCAUGUGGUUGAGGAAAAGUACUUAGCAAGUGGAAGCAAGAGUACCAAUUGUUUAAGUAGUAAAUUGGGUCUAAUUCUUCGCAUAAGUUUCCGGAGAGUCGUUUCUCUGUCAUCAACAAGGAGGUCUACGGAAGAUACGCUUGGGCUGCAUAGUGUGAAAAGGCAUAUCUAAUUCUUGUUCAGAUUACCGGAAAUGAUGUCAAGGCAUUAGGAAAAUCUUAAAUUAGUAUAGAUACUCCAAAAUAGGUUGGUUUCAGUCGGGUCAAUGAUAGCCAUUUGGUGUGCGUUCUGCAUUAAUUAUCUUCCCAUAGUGACCAAAGGGUGUGGUUGACAUGGUCUAAAUGAAUACUGUCAAGCUGGAACUGGGCAAGAUGCUCCCAUUAUCUUUGGUGAGAUGCACUAAUAUGAGAUUACCUAAUAGCGUAGUUUUCUUCUCUUAUUGGUGAACAAUUUGGCAACUCUCAUGCGAGUAGAUGUUAGACCGAGCUUAGCUUUAGAGGGUUCACAAUUGGACUUUGGAGAGCGGUUUGCUGCAUCGAAGCCUCAGACGGAACAAGGAAAGGGAUUUUAUUCAAGGUCUUUUACUUAAGAUUUUGGAGCACAAACUGCCUCAUUGUUCCUCGAAGUUUGAACUGAUUGUCUCUUACCUUUAGAUAAUUUACAGGUACUCUGACCUGUUGUCUACCAUCUUCACGUGGUUUUUGCCCCCAUGUCCUUUGAGUUGAAGGAAAUGGGGAAAUCUUGCGGGACAUUGCUCUUCAGAAAGCUUUUUAUAUCUCAAAUCAAAAUGUCUUUCCAGUGCAAAGACAUUGAUGUUUUCUCUUCAUUUCUCGUUGACAGUUGACAGAGAAAAGGGAGGAAUGCACCUGUAAUGACCGGCUUCAUCGUGUUGCAGGUAAUCUUGGUCAAGAGUCUCAUGUGCUUCAGCAUCUGCUAGCAACACUCUAAUCUUCUCCCCGAUUCAAAGCGAAUCCUGCUGAAUAUCCUCUGAUGAUCUCCCAUUUUUGUAUUCUAUUUCUAGAGUCGUCUUUCUUCUUUCUUAUCUAUUCUUUUUUUUUUUCCUUUUUUUUUCCUUUUCCCCCUUCUGGAAGGCAAUACUCUGUAAUUGUACAGUCAAAUUGAGUUGCAUAUUGAAUUUGUAGGCUCGGAGACUAUAGGAUCGUAUUCUGUACCAUUCAGAUGCCAUCAAAGGAGGCGGAGGCCUGAGAUCAACUUUAGUUCGAGAAGAAUCGUGAAAACAGAAAGAAAUGGAUGUAAUUCAUUAGAUAUGCCAAAGUUCCAGAACGACCUUUUCUUUCC
This is a messenger RNA of Punica granatum (pomegranate), 3536 nucleotides long. Lineage: Eukaryota; Viridiplantae; Streptophyta; Magnoliopsida; Myrtales; Lythraceae. The record is from RefSeq and is a predicted model, not a curated record.